CCUCCGUCGCCAUUUUGGCUCAAGCUAUUGUGGCCCCAUUUGGCUGCAGGGCGUAGUGCAUACUGAAUUUUGUACACGUACAUCUGCAGCCUCAGUGUUGCCCGUGCUCUAACACUCCGACAUGGGGGUGGUGGCGGCGCCGCUCUGCGCUUUGCUUGCAGCGGUGGUUUCUGGAUUGUCGCAAGUUCCACAAUCAUCUCCACGUGCCAUGGAACUGAGCGCAACCGUAAACAACAAGCCGUUUUACAAAGCAGCCGAGGAUGGACACAUGUCAAAAGAGGAUGCCGAGAGGCUGCUGGGCGGAAUCCGAAACGCCAGCAAGAAGACAGGCACGUUCUUUGUGACCGUGCUGGAUGGCGGCAUGGUGAGCAUAGGCGAAAACAUGAUCCUUAGCUUGAAUGCCGUGCCGUGCGAUACCCCUGUUCUUGUUGUUGGCUUAGGUGGCAACGUGUGCUCGAGAUUCCUGGAGCCCGGUGGACUUAUCUGCGUCGAGGUCUUCAGAGAGUCAGCCACUUCUGAGGACGAAGUGGCCUGGGGGUCGCACGAAUAUUGGGCGGUAGUUUUCCGCAAGCAUGUAGUGUUGACCCUGGUUGCCAUGAGCAAGACGGCGAGAUGGGCUGCGUACACCGAUCCAGACAUUGUCUAUCUGAACUGCCCGACGGACUACCUGAUCAAUGUCUCCACUGGGAAGGCCCAGACCAUAUCUGGAACAUUCGACGAGUAUGACAUCGUCUUCUCACCGAAUAACAUGCUGUCUAAAGAGGCCACGACUGUAGACGACGUAGCAGAGACAUACGCGACACGCGGCAUGAAGGAUAUCUUGGUCGGUCCUGAAAAGCGCCGUGCCGACAUCAACACAGGCCUUUUUGUGAUGCGCAUGUCGCCCAUGGUGGAGGACCUGAUGUUAACGACCAUGCGAAUCUUCAAGGACCAGGAGUUUGUGCACGGCCACUACCAGCAGUACUCCCUGGUCCAGGCGCUGGACCAGCUGCCAGGUGUCCGCGUCGGCGUCGCGGGGAGCGACCGGCUCACGAACGGCAACGUCUUCUGGGGCCACCGCGAGCUGCUCAAGGCGUCGGACGUGAUCUCCGUGCACGCCAACUGGAUGACGUCCACGAUGAAGGUCCCGUGCCUGAAGGAGGCGGGCCUCUGGAUCGACAAGGGCGCCCCGAAGAGGCUCACGUUCCAGCCGCCGACGCCCGGCCGGCCAGAGGGCAUGCUGGACUCCAGGGGCGCCACGAUCGAGAUCUGCGGCGCCGACGCCGUGGCGGCCGCGCCUGCCUCCCAGCCCAACCCGCCGAGGCCGGCGCCCCAACAGGAGGGGGAGGGGCCCACCAGGCCGACUGAGCCAGGGUGUUACGUCUGGCUGCCCAGCGGAUGUCCGAACCACAAGUUCAACGCCAAGGACUUCUGGCGCAAGAGGGAGGACGCCAACGUCCGCAGCCAGUGCCUAGUCGACGUGAAGGAGAUGCUGGACGCGUGGUGCGGCUCCACAGACGCCCAGAUGUUGUUCAUCGCCCCCCCGCCGCCUACCCCGCCAGCCCCGAAGGGCCACGGGUGCUACAUCUACAUGCCGAGUGGUUGCGAGAAGCGCAUGUUCAAGUCGCCGAUCUGGAGGGAGCUCUCCUCGGCUACCUAUCCCAACAGAGACACGUGCCAGGGGACGGCUGCCGCCGCGCACGACAGGUGGUGCGACGUGGACGAUGCCAUGGCCCUGUGGGUGGAGUAGGGCACCGCUUGCGCCUGUUCAUUACCUAUGAUCAGCUGCUUGAGCUGACAGUGUUUAAUUCG
Molecule: messenger RNA, 1791 nt
Organism: Prorocentrum cordatum
Lineage: Eukaryota; Dinophyceae; Prorocentrales; Prorocentraceae
Source: the annotation of a GenBank genome assembly